AUGCCAUUAGCAGUGCUGCCAACACUAUCAGCGUUGGUGUCCUUAUUCGUGCUGGCACAGGUCCUCCACCAUCGUCGGGGUCUACUACUGUUCUGCCUCGAGUCAGUCAUCUGCAACAGGAUCAGCUUCUGGUGGUUCACUCUCCACGAUCACUGCUGCAUCGAGUCCGUUAUCCGUAUCAAGCUCAGUACUUGGGUCGAGCUCAAUACUCGCAACAAGUUCAGCCAUCAGUGUUUCGUUCGCGACGAUCACUGCUCCAUCGAGUACAGGAGCCGCAUCCAGCUCGAUACCUGCGACAAGCUCGGCCGUGAGUGUUUGUCCACUGCCACCACUCUUACCACUGCCACGACCGAGACACGCAUCCCUAUCACCCCCUCGGCUUAUAGCACUUUUGAUCCUGGCUCAACUUAUUCUGCCACUGCCACCUACGUGUCUCAAGAGGCCCCAGCUCCCGCUUGUACGGUGCCUGCCUGUCCUAACGUCAAUAACGUCACCUGUACCGAUCCCGAUGGUAAGGCAUAUAACCAUCAGUGCGAUACUGGAGUCACUGGUGGUACCGUCAUUGUCCCCGCCAGCAGCGACAAUACCGACAACUCCAAACGCUGGCGGAGCGACAAUACCGACACCUCCAAACGAGAUGCUGAACUUCUGAUGUUCGACGACAUGAUGAUGAGUCUAUAUUCCGAAGAAGACGCCAAGGCAGUCUUGAAGAAGCGCCAAACAGAUGCACAACAAGCAGCUUUCCACGAAUGUCAGCUUCAGUGCGACGGUGUCGACUUCUGCCGAGCUGUUGCGUAUAACCUAAAUUCAGGCAGUUGUCAGCUGUUUGCACAAGUCUCUGGCACGGGGUACUCGCCUGGUACUCUCUUCGCUUUGCGCGCCCCUGCCCAGGAUGCCAACGACGGUCCAAUCACCUCAACCAUCUACAGCACGGAUAUAACCACGAUUACCUCAUGUCCACCAGAUGUUCAAAGUUGUCCGGCAAGUUCAACCGUCGUCCAGACCUCAUUGGUGCCUGUCAGCGUAACUGUUUCUUCCACCGCAACCUCAACUCCAACUAGUUAUUCGCAGUACUGUGGUAACUACUUCCAGGACUCGCAAUCGCCACCAAAUAACUAUAGUGUUGAUUGUACGAGCGACUACAAUACCGUGGGCAUUACGACAGUCACCAGCGUUCGAAACUUGAACGUCUGUGUCAACACCUGUAGUGGAGUCUCUGGAUGCUUGGCUGCUACAUGGAUUCAAAACACCCUAGAGUGUCGUUUGCACAACGCAGCAGAUCUUUCGUCGGGUACCACUCCAUUCCCUGCUGGCACCAUCGGAUACAGAGCUACCAGACUCACGAACCCUGGCGGACCUUUGAUGAUCACUAUCUACAGCACCGACAUUACCACCGUGACGUCGUGCUCAGCAGACGUGACAAAUUGUCCAGCAAGUUCGACAGUGAUUUCUACUACGCUUGUGCCAAUCAGCGUGGGCGUUGUUAGCAGUUUCUCGAGUACGACUGCUUCUAGUGCCGCUGCCUCUAGCACUAGCACAUCGUCUGCACCAGCGUUCGUGACAAGCACAUACACUGAGAGCUCUGCCAUUGUUCUAACGCCCAUUGAAACUGCGGUAAUCAGCUCGACGGUCUAUAGCACGGGUCUCACCACCAUCGUCUCAUCUAGCUCGACAAUCGUCUCGACCACGCUUGUCCCCAUCAGCGUGACAAUCUCGACUGUGUCCCUGCCAUCUGCCACCAGUUCCAGCGCUGUGGGCGUGGUGACCUCGACGAUCUACAGCACUGACAUCACUACCAUCACAUCGUGCUCUCCUGGUGUUGUAAGCUGUCCAGCCAGUUCUACGAUCGUGUCUACCUCGCUAGUACCGAUCAGCGUGACUGUCUCGACCGUAUACACUCAGUUCUCGACAUCGUGGUACACGACCUAUUCUGGUACACCAUUCUCCACUGCCUCUUCGACUGCGUACUCAUCUGCCUACUCGAGUGGCUUCUCUUCUGCGUAUUCUUCUGCCUUCUCCUCGGCCUACUCGUCGGCAUAUUCUUCUGCCUUCUCGACAGACUUCUCCACUGCUUUCUCCUCUGCUGGGUCUCUGGCUUUCUCAUCGGCGGCUUCGAGUGCAAACUCUUUCGCGACUUCCUUUGCAGCAUCGUCCGCCGCUUCAUCUGCAGCCUCAUCAGCCGCCUCGUCUGUCGCUUCCAGUGCCGCAUCCAGUGCUGCUUUGUCGUUCGCUUCCAGUGCAGCAUCUUCAGGUGGCACUUCGUACGCUUCUUCUGCCGCGAACUCUGGUAUCGCGUCCACAUUCACUCCUAGCGGUGCCACUGACAGCCGCACCGGCACUGCCGUUCCGCCGAUGACAUCGACAUCAUCGUUCUACACUGGUCCCAUCACCAUAACUGUUCGUCCGUCCACAUGUCCUGCUUUGCAGACAUUGACCACCACCGUGUUCACGACUGGCUAUUGA
This is a messenger RNA of Aureobasidium namibiae CBS 147.97, 2463 nucleotides long. RefSeq lists its product as uncharacterized. The record is from RefSeq and is a predicted model, not a curated record. NCBI's taxonomy places the organism in Eukaryota, Fungi, Ascomycota, Dothideomycetes, Dothideales, Saccotheciaceae. The transcript is spliced from 5 exons. The coding region runs from base 1 to 2463 and encodes 820 amino acids.